Molecule: messenger RNA, 2452 nt
Organism: Vicugna pacos (alpaca)
Lineage: Eukaryota; Metazoa; Chordata; Mammalia; Artiodactyla; Camelidae
Gene: OLFM4
Product: olfactomedin 4
Biological process (GO): signal transduction
Source: RefSeq, a predicted model, not a curated record
CCUCGGGCUCCACACAGAAGCCAGGGGCUUCAGCCAAGAGCACAAGAUGAAGCCGGGUCUCCCCUGCCUGCUCACCCUACUGUGCCUCCUAGGCCCAGCCAUGGGGAAAACCUUGCUCCCCACCAACUCUGACUUCUACGCCAUAACCACCGCUGAGUCCAGCUGGUCCGCCCCCACCUCUGGCUCCAGCCUGUUCAUCCCCACUUCUGGCUCCAGUCCAUCCAUCCCUACCUCUGGCUCCGACUGGUCCAGCUCCAGCUCCCAGUCCCAGUCCUUUUCUAAUUUCACCGGCUCCACGGAUGAGCGCGGGAUCUGCCAGUGCUCCGUCGUCCUGCCGGACACCACCUUUCCCGUGGAGAGAGUGGAACGCUUGGAAGUCACGGCUCAAGCUAUCUCCAAGAAGUUCAACAAAGAGCUUUCUAAAGUGAAGGAAUAUGUCCAGUUAAUCAGCGUGUAUGAGAAGAAACUCUUCAACCUAACUGUCCGAAUAGAGAUUAUGGAAAAAGAUUCCAUUUCUUACACGGAACUGGACUUUGAACUGAUCAAGAUAGAAGUGAGGGAGAUGGAGAAACUGAUUAAACGGCUGAAGAUCGGUUUUGUUGGAAGCACAGUGAUUGUUGACCAACUGGAAGUGGAGAUAAGGAAUAUGACUCUCCUGGUAGAGAAACUCGAGACGCUAGACAAAAACAAUGUUCUUGCCAUUCGCCGAGAAAUCCUGGCUCUGAAGAACCGGCUCAAGGAAUGUGAGGCCUCUAAAGAGGAAAUUGGUCCCACUCCUCCGGCUCCAGGGAGCUGUGCUCACGGUGGUGUGGUGAACAUCAGCAGACCAGAUAUAGUUAAGCUCAACUGGAGAGGGUUUUCCUAUAAGUACGGUGCCUGGGGGCGGGAUUACUCGCCCCAGCAUCCAGGUGAAGGGCUGUACUGGGUGGCACCUUUGGAUACAGAUGGGAGAAUUUUGCAAUAUUACAGACUUUACAAUACAAUGGAUGAUUUGCUAUUGUACACAAAUGCCCAGCAGAAUCGGAUUACCUAUGGCCAAGGCAGUGGUAUAGCAGUUUACAAGAACAGCAUGUAUGUGAACUGGUACAACACGGGGAACAUUGCCAGAGUUAACCUGACCACCAACACAGUUGCUCGGACUCAAACUCUCCCGAAUGCUGCCUACAAUAACCGCUUUUCUUACGCUAAUAUCGGUUGGCAAGAUAUUGACUUGGCUGCGGAUGAGAAUGGAUUGUGGGUGAUUUACGCCACUGAAGCCAGCACUGGUAACAUGGUGAUUAGUAAACUCAACGACACCACACUUGAGGUGCUAAACACUUGGCAGACCAGGCAGUAUAAACCAUCUGUGACUAAUGCGUUCAUGGUGUGUGGGGUUCUGUAUGCCACCCGAACUCUGAACACCAGAACAGAAGAGAUUUUCUACUACUAUGACACAAACACAGGGAAGGAGGGCAGACUAAGCAUUGUCAUGCAGAAGAUGAUGGAAAACUUGCAGAGUAUUAACUAUCACCCUUUCGAGCAGAAACUUUUUGUCUAUAACGAUGGUUAUCUUCUGACUUACGAUCUUGUCUUCCAGCAGAAACCCCAGUAAACUUUUAUGUGUUUGGGUGAGAGAGAGAAAAAUUUCAUGGAAAAAAAUGGUCUUCUCCACUUAUUUAGCUGUCUGCGGGGCCAGGGGAACCCAGAGCAUAUCCGCUCAGCAGUAAUGUUUGGGAGCUCUGUUCUACCAUACUGGAGACUUAGGACUUCUGAGUUCUCUUGGAAGCUGUCUGCCUCUUGGGAUGCACUUCUCUACUGAGAUAAUGUCCUUCCAGGGUGGGUGGGAUUUUCAGAGGUCUCGGGACAUUAUGGUUCUGAGGAAGCCUUCAGUGAGGUGACAUCUGGAAAUUAAGGAACUUCAAGAGAGCUCUGUAUGGCUUUUGGGGAUUCUUUGCACAGGAGAGAGGGCCCAAGGACCAGUUCUCUUCCAUAUAGCCUGGCUAAUCCUUCCAUGCCCGAAAGAACCUCGAGCUUAAUUAGGCAGAUUGUUAUCCAGAGCUCCUUGAGGGUCCAAAUCUCCAACUUACUAGCUCCUUAAACCAUGUUUGUAUAUAACAGACAAGUAAAUUUAGCAUGCUUAUAUCAUAUCUGUAAAAUGCUCUGAGUUUUCUGGAGAAAGACUCUUUCUGGCAUUAAGUUACAUACUGCAAAUCAAGUGAAGAUGAGGCACUUGAUUUUUCUUUUCUCCGUUGUCAACCUUCGUAAGAGUCAGUAGAACCCUCCACUGCAGAACUGCAUUCCAAAGGCAGCUCAGAAGAUCAGAAUCAGACUUAUCAAUCAAUUCUCUCACCCCUUCCCAACCUCCUACUUCAAAAAAAAAUUAACUAGUUUUUAAUGAAACAGAUAUAUGAUUAACAAAACUAACUUUCUUUUUUCUCAUCAAUGCACUUUUACUUACAUGACUCUAAGAACA